AAACUGAGCUGAGGACUUUGCCUGUGCACACGCCCAAGCGUGUCGCGCGAAUUUGCAUAUGUUUCGCAGCGCGCGUGUGGACGUAAAGACGCGUUGCGAAAUUAUGAUUUAAAUAACGAAUCGCACGGAUCGAGCGAGCGAAGCAACGCGCGAUCGUGGCUGUUGACACGCGAGCCCGUCCAUCUCCAUGAAAAAACGGCCUCCCAGUGAUAUUAAGCAAAUAAAAAAGAAAAGAAACGAAAGGUUUUCGUCGAGAGCCCCGUUCGUCUCGCAACAGCGAGAAUCAGCGAGAACGGCCGUCGCGCGAUCGCCGUGCAUUCUACCAAAUGAAUUCGAUUACCGAGCGACUGCGGUGUUCUUGAACCCGCGAACCGCCAGCUCCGCGAUUCAAUUUAAAACGCACGCUACUUGAGGUCGAUUAUUAUCGUCUAUUUUAUACUCGACUCGCGUCCAUCCCGCGACGCUUCGUCGCGGCCGCGCCGCGUUUCUCCGUCAGUUUUCUCCCUCGCGCUUUGUUCUCUCGCGUCUUCCCGCGCGUUCGGCAAAUUUGUCAUUGAUCUUACUACGCGCAGUAUUACGCUCGGUAUUACGCUCGACGACCCUCGCACGCGAUACGCGGCUGUAGCGAAUUACCCCGUGGACGCCACGCGGAUUGCCGUUUUGCCUGCGUCGCCGGCCAGAAAGCACCUUCGCGCCCGGAAAUUACGUGGCGCGAAUUCUCCGCUUCGCCGUUCGACAGAGCCCGUCUGAGCACAUUUCCCGGCGCUACACGUUAGAUGGCCGGUGUCUGACGCGGAAGCAUGACCUCUGACAUCUCGUCUAUUACCAGCGCGUUGCGCGGCGUCCGCGGCCGCGAGAGAAGCUAUAAACGUUAUCCGCGCGGGAUAUCGUAAAGAGGGGGAUCGUAUCGCUCGAGAUCUUAAGCGACACAAAUGACUUCGUUAUCGGCAGGAAGAGCGUACCCGAGCAUAGUAACGCGCAAGGAGGCGCACGGCGAAGGGAGCUCGGAGCCAUUUCUACCGAAACAACAAGCACCCAUUGAUGAUUUCGUUUAUUUGCCGGCUUACGAGCCGUCUUCCGGUAACUCUUACGCGACCGAAGCAGCUUACGGCCCGUCUUACAAUCUGACCUUGAACGACACCACCGGCCGCGGUGGUAUCGCCGAAAAUAACGAAGGCAACGAUGUAGGAGAGGAAGGGACCUACGUGACUUACUGCAUCGUCGGAACAGUGAUACUCGUUAUCAUCGGUGUGAUCGUAGGGAUCAUAUAUUUCCUAAUACAGCAUCCAAAAUUCGCACGCGCCAUGUACAGAGCGAUAGAGGCCGACACGACGAACGGAAGUGCGACGUCUGUGAAAAAGAUUAUGGGAAUCGCGAAUCAAUUCGGAAGGAUGGUGACGAGGAUUUCUACCACAACUUCCGUGCCAUCUAAUAUACAGAAUGAUAACGAUCGGGACUUUCAAGCCGGCGUGUAUGAGGAUUGAGAGAUCCUCGUUAAAAAUAAUUGAUAGAUUAGACUCAAGGAUCGUCACGAUUAAUAAUACAGACAUGUCGAUUCAGUUCAUUAUUAAUUUACGUUCGUAUGACCGCACGACCAAAGUUGGCACUUUGUAUCCUUACCACCAAUAUUUCGUAAUUGUACGAACCGAUACGUCGUUAUGACACUUUUGAUUCUGCCAUGUCAACAGAUAUAUACCGUUGAUUAACAUCCCGUAUACUUUACGGCGAUAAUAAACGAUAAAUGUAUACAGGUAUAAAUCAGGAGGAAUUGCGACUUUUUGAGAAAUAAAAAACUUAA
Molecule: messenger RNA, 1798 nt
Organism: Harpegnathos saltator (Jerdon's jumping ant)
Lineage: Eukaryota; Metazoa; Arthropoda; Insecta; Hymenoptera; Formicidae
Exons: 3
Coding region: 933-1484 (183 amino acids)
Source: RefSeq, a predicted model, not a curated record